AUGAACAUGGUUGCUCCCACUGAUGGACGAGAGCAUGACCCCCUUCAGAGAUGGCAAGGUGUCCCCAUCAUCUCCUGGGGAGUUGGCGGCGUAGUAGUCACUUCAUUCCCAAAGAGCAUCCCGAGAUAUGUCAUGAACCAAACGACACCAUCCAUGUUGCGAGCUCCCGGAGAAGUCAAGGUCCGAAACAUCAAGGACAUUGAAUCCCUGCAGGACCGCCUGGCCAAGUUCCCCGGUCCGCUCAAGGGCAAGUCGAAGAAGAAAGAGGUACUCUCCUGGCUCAGUGCUGGUAUCGAAAGCCUGGAGAAAGAACUUCCAGAAGUGUCUUUCCACCCGCAGCUUUCGCACGAAGCAAAACGGACGAUUGAACGUCUCCUGCUGUGGAAGAUCCUUCGAGUCUUUGUCGAAUAUGAUGGUGUGCUAGAAGGCAACCCUGCAGCGGAGAAGGCUGUGCGAGAUGUUCUCUCCCCAGGAACCGUCACCCCAACUGCGGAGAAUGACGCCCUGUUUCCGGUGGAUCCAACCAUCGGUAUCACUGGCACUGCGGUGACCUCGAUGCAGGCCGAUGGAGCCGAUGCCGCUACCAUGGAGCAGAUUCGCCGUCAUCUGCUCAAGGGUGACCGCGAAACCGCCGUCUGGACGGCAGUCGACAAGCGUUUGUGGGGACACGCCAUGCUUAUCUCCCAUACAGUUUCGCCCGACCUGUAUAAGCGUGUUGCGCAGGAGUUUGUUCGCAAGGAGGUCAACCAUCCCGGCCAGAACAACGAGUCUCUUGCCGCUCUGUACAAGAUCCUGUCCGGCAACUAUGACGAUUGUGUCGAUGAGCUCGUUCCGGUGCAUGCUCGUGCUGGCAUGCGACUGGUCUCGACCGGGUCGUCUUCUGAGCCCACCAAGGACGCCAUGGAAGGGCUGGAUAAGUGGAGGGAGACGCUGACGCUUGUUUUAAGCAACAGAAGUGCUGAUGACAUCCGCGGCCUCAACGCCCUGGGCAAGUUGCUAUCCAGCUACGGCAGGGCCGAAGCCGCCCACAUCUGCUUCCUGUUCAGCAGACAAAUAUCCGUCUUCGGCGGCUUCGAUGACCCCAACGUUGAUUUUGUUCUGCUGGGGUCAGACCAUCGCCAGAACGCGCACCAGAUUGCAAAGGACACGGAAGCUCUGCAGCUCAGCGAGGUGUACGAGUACGGUCUUACGCUCUCGGGCAUCCCCUCGGCGGUCGCUGGCGCCCCUCAUCUCGCAGCUUACAAGCUUCACCAUGCCAUGACGUUGGCUGAAUAUGGCUACCGGGACAGAGCUCUGCAAUAUUGCGAUGCCAUCCUUUCAGCAAUAUCCUCUCAGACGAAGAGGUCGCCCUAUCACCACCCACUGCUGGAGGCGGCCGUCGAUGACUUUAUGGUUCGCUUGAAACAGGCACCGAAAGAGGAGUCAUCCUCGUGGAUGUCUAAACCCAGCAUGAACAAGGUGUCGGACAGCAUGUGGAACAGAUUCAACAAAUUUGUUGCCGGAGAGGAAUCCGAGAAUGCCACUGCCACGCCGACCGAGGAAACCGGCCCAUUUGCCCGUAUCGGAACCCCGUCUAUGAGCCGCUCUCCCUCUGUUUCUAAC
This is a messenger RNA of Trichoderma reesei QM6a, 1602 nucleotides long. RefSeq lists its product as uncharacterized. The transcript has a single exon. Gene Ontology annotation, cellular component: endoplasmic reticulum exit site; ER to Golgi transport vesicle membrane. Lineage: Eukaryota; Fungi; Ascomycota; Sordariomycetes; Hypocreales; Hypocreaceae. Gene Ontology annotation, biological process: Golgi organization; COPII vesicle coat assembly; autophagy. The record is from RefSeq and is a predicted model, not a curated record. The annotation marks the transcript as partial.